UAGGGCGAACAACGACCUGGGCGGAGUGAUUUUGUCAGGACUACACCCAAGCGCCUGUCCGAUUGCAGCCGCUUCUCUUCGUUGUAUAGACCAGAAGAAAGCCGGGACGUGACGGAGCCGGGGGGUUCUGCUUGCUGGAGACCACCAAUAAAUACAGCUUCUUCAUUGCUUCUUCGUCGCUCAAGAGACGUUUGUGACCUAAGUUGACCCUUCGUAUUUUUUCAUCUUAGAACUAAUUUCACAAACAUGUCCUGGCAAAGCUACGUGGACAACCUGAUGGCUGAUGGCAGCUGCCAGGACGCGGCCAUUGUUGGUUACACGGACGCCAAAUACGUCUGGGCAUCGUUUGUCGGCGGUACUUUUGCCAACAUUACGCCUGAAGAAAUCGACGUGUUAAUAGGAAAGGACCGGAUGGCAUUCUUCACCAGUGGGAUGACCUUAGGCAAUAAAAAGUGCUCUGUAAUCAGAGACAGCCUCCUACUUGACGGCGACUGGACAAUGGACAUCCGGACAAAGAGUCAAGGAGGAGAACCAACAUACAACAUUUCUGUAGGCAAAGCCGGCAAAGCAUUGGUUUUUGUCAUGGGGAAGGAAGGUGUCCACGGAGGACAGCUCAACAAGAAAGCAUUUAUGAUGGCUGAAUACCUGAGGAAGUCCGGAUACUAAAGCAGCCUGUACCCAGCCACCUAGCAGCUCACCCUUGCCACCCUGUUGCUUUUCACACUACUUCCAGUCCUAGUUGGUAGUAACCUUUUUUUUUUUUUUUUUUUUUUUUGCCUUCUCUCCUCCCCAUUUGUUAUCCCCUAUUUUGUUAUCCUCUCAACUAUCCUCAACACACUUGGUGCUGUGUACUCUUACCCCCUUAAGCACUAUACGUUGAUCCAUAGCAAUGAUGAGCAUGUUGCUUACAUACAGGAUGUUGUGACAAAUCUGUAAUUAACCAAGACCAGCAAAAAAAAUCUGGCCAAACACUCGGGACAAUAAAGGCUAUAGUGUCAAUUUGAAGUAGACUUUUCUUUCUUUUCCCUCUGUCAUGGUGCCCAUUACUUAAUCCCUCCCAAACCCGAUCUUACACGCCCCCCUCCACAAGCAGCCGACGCCUUUUGGCGCACUUAAGUGGUAACCAAGCUCAUCACGUCUUCCGGUUUAAUUUCCCCCCGUCAUUUCCGGGAGGGGAGACCGUGGGCAUAUGUCUGUCCAUUGCCCUUUACCUCUCACACCCACCACUGUCUCUCUCUCUCUCCCCCCUGACUCCCUCCUGCCAAAAUGUUCAGUUCCUCCCCUUUCCCUGUUUCCCCAUCCUGUUCGCUCAAAGCAGGCGACACUACAAACCUCACAGGAGACUCACCUUCAUCAAAUGCUUGACACCAACCAACCAGUCCCCUAAACCCUCUCCUUUCAGAUCCACUGCUCUGUCCUGAAUACAUUUUAUAAAAGGGUAAUGUGUGUGUGUGCGUGUGUGUGCGUGUGUGUGUGUGUGUGUGUGUGUGUGUGGGGGGGGGGUGCUUAGAUCGGCUCAGCUGACGAUCAUGAGCCGGAUUUGCAAGUGUUAAGGUCGUCCAGAUGCUGGUAGCCUCUUCUCCCCGACUACACGAAAACCCCAUGGACAUUCCACCGUAACAAUGGCUCAGGCACUUAAUACUGUUUUUGUUUGCCAGCUCCUGUAAUAUAUAUAUUUUUUUCUUUUUUUGAAAGGCUGCCAUUUUCGGACAGUAGAUAUCCCAGCAUAUAACCAUCUGGAGCUUGUCCAGUUAGAUUUUUUUUUUUUUUUUUUUUUUAUAGGACCAAGUGUAGUCAAAGCUCUGGUGUUUAUACAAUUGCUCUAAAUCAUGUGAAGGAUGACUGCUAACCUUUUCUGAUGAAGGAAAAACUAACCAGACAAUAAUGCUUACAAUGAUUAAACAUAUGAAGCUACAGGGGAGGUAAGGGUGGGAGUAUAUGUAGAAAAUUCUCACUGCAUUGUUUUUUUUUUUUUUAUUAAAAAACGACUGCAUUUGUACAAACCCAUGCUGUGUUGAACUACAAAACUGUGGAAUGAAUUGCCUUUUACUUUAGUCAGCUGAGCUCUGGGGGAUAACACGGUCUGUCCACGCUCAGUACUGCUAACUGUAACGUCCAAAUGACAAAAAACACUUUAAAAAGUAGAAAUGACACUCAAUGGGAGGUGGGAUUGGUUGGAACAAAGACUCUAAUGGUUGUCUUGUUGAAAUUGAACUGCAGAACCUGUGUAUCCUGUGCCAUAAUAUAGAGAGAUCUGUUGUAAGAUGGAUUUUACCCACUGUCCACUAAAGUCAUUUUAUUGGCACUUCUUUUUAGCUACAGCUCCACUGUUUAGGCCUUGUGGGAUAUGUGUACUCAAAAAAACAGUUUCAAGUCCUGUUUGCUGAUUUGUGUUAAUUUCCUUUUUUCUCUCACUUUUUUUUUUUUUUCUUACAUCUGGGAUACAGUCUCUUCAAUGCAUCUGAUUUCAUAUGCAUAAAACCAUGAAAUGCCAUAAAUUGAUUUAUCACCUUGUUUACAGACAGAUCAAAUAAAUUUAUUCCAACCAGA
This is a messenger RNA of Perca flavescens (yellow perch), 2550 nucleotides long. It is a transcript of the gene pfn2b, whose product is annotated as profilin 2b. Gene Ontology annotation, molecular function: actin binding. The coding region runs from base 247 to 666 and encodes 139 amino acids. The record is from RefSeq and is a predicted model, not a curated record. The transcript is spliced from 3 exons. Gene Ontology annotation, cellular component: cytoplasm. Gene Ontology annotation, biological process: actin cytoskeleton organization; regulation of actin filament polymerization; positive regulation of actin filament bundle assembly. Lineage: Eukaryota; Metazoa; Chordata; Actinopteri; Perciformes; Percidae.